This is a messenger RNA of Ostrea edulis (European flat oyster), 2030 nucleotides long. RefSeq names its product speedy protein 1-B-like. Gene Ontology annotation, biological process: positive regulation of cyclin-dependent protein serine/threonine kinase activity. The coding region runs from base 231 to 1223 and encodes 330 amino acids. The transcript has 6 exons. Gene Ontology annotation, molecular function: protein kinase binding. NCBI's taxonomy places the organism in Eukaryota, Metazoa, Mollusca, Bivalvia, Ostreida, Ostreidae. The record is from RefSeq and is a predicted model, not a curated record.
AGGUAUUAUAUUCAUUAAUUGAAUUGCAACAAGUCUUUACAUUGAUUCGACAGGCCACAACAUGUUUUAUUUUGCAUACUUUCACUUUCAAAGUAUGACGUCACAAAUCGUCCUAUUGCUCCUGUGCGCCAAUCAAAACAAGCAGACGACACUAAUUUUCCAAUCAGCUGUUUGUGUGUGUUGUCAGUAGAUUAACAAAAAAUAAUCGUUUACACUACCGUCCCAUUCUCAUGUUUCCAUUUAAGACCACCAGAAAGGCAUCUAAGAGGGAAUACAGUGCAAAAACUCAAUCAUUUUCUAAGACAGGGCGUCAAGAUACCAAUGACACUGACAGCUGCAAAGUUCAGGUAGUUAGGAGCCGCGACAUGCAACAGGACUUUCUUACCUUUGUGGAUCAUUUUUGCCAUAAAGAUGACUUUGAUGAAUCGAAUGAACUGUACAAGGUGAAGAGACCACGACUAGCAAUUCACGAGGAAAGGUUUCCAAUCAGCAAGUUUACUGGGACGGGAUUUUAUACUGAACAUCGCGUUUCCACUCGACACCAUUUUGCUGUAAAAAGAACAGAAAUGCGUGCUUAUUUUCGACUCUUAGAAGAUGAUUUUAUUCAAGACUUCCUGCAAAGAGACAUUUGUAAGAGGAUAUCUGAUAAGUAUUUAUUGGCGAUGGUGUUUGCUUAUUUCAAAAGGGCGCAUAUGAAAAUCAAGGAUUACACAAAAAUGAAUUUCUUCCUUGCACUUUACCUGGCGAACGACAUGGAGGAAGAUGAAGAGGAUGAUAAGUACGAAAUAUUCCCCUGGGCUCUGGGUCAGAAAUGGAAAGACAAAUUCCCGCGAUUUCUGAGGAAGAAGGACUUGUUCUGGGCCAAGAUAUCCCAUCGAGCUGUCGUCAGUCGACGCUGCUGCGAAGAGAUAAUGGACAUAUACCCUGAACACAUAUGCUGGAAGAGAAACCGCCCCAUGCACCACAGCGGUGCCAUCAGAAAUUACAUGCGAGAUUCCGAGGAGGAUGACGGAUAUCCCCGCGGCCCAAACGCCAGCCCCCGCCAGUGUUCUAUGUGUAACCCACACGACAGUCAAUACGACUCGGCUAGCCCUGACAGAGAGGAAUGGGUUCUGUCCAAUGACAUCUUUGACAACUCUCAAGAAGACUCGAGAUUUGAUAUGAAACCAUUGAAGAAAAAUCUACCGAACAGCAGUACAGAUUGGCCUGUAACAGAAGAGUGAUGUGAAGCCUUGCUAUUGUCCUCACGGUCGUGAAAGCUGUUCAUGGCAUUCAACCUCUCCUCAUACUCCUCACUUUCUGUUUCGCAACUUUUGUAUAUGGAUUUGCUCAAAGAAUUAUGUACUUCAACUGAAGCUGUUUCUGUGAUACACGUACAUGCAUAUAUGUCAAAUUACGAUGAAAUGAAAUAAUUUAGUAAUAUGAGAAACACUAGAGUUUAUUAAUUUUUUUUUAAAUUCAACCUCGUUGCCAAUAUCCAUUGAAGUUUAACAUAACACGAAACAUGUAUACGGAUUAUACAUGUAAUCAGAUUGUUUUAUUUCCUCAGGAUCUAAUGAGUAAAUUCGGUGAUUGGAUAUAAUUCGAAUUUUGAAAACAAAUGCAUUGUACGGUGAAUUUGUUAAUUUGCAUCACAUUAGAUAGAUCUGGCUUGAGUCAUGCUUAUACUAUGUACAGUACUAGACAGUACUUUCAAACGGGCAAAAUAUCAAAAGCUUAACUCGUCAACAAUAUAUUUCAUACAAAACCAGUUUUCAAGUUUUGACGUAAUUUCUCCAAAUUACAGAUGUAGCAAUGGCAACGGCUCUACCAUCGAGUGGCACUAGUUUAUUUGAUUAAACUUUUCACAUGAUAGAAAUAUAUCUUUUAAGUGAAUUUUAUUCACAAGGUAAAUGUUGAUAUUUUCUAUCAAUGAUCCCCCCUCCUUUUUUUGAAUUGUCAAGGGCAUUAAUUCCUAUGCUGUUAUUUACUCUUGCAGGCCUAUUUAUAUAAUGAUUUUCCUGAUAUCAACAAUAAAUUUAUGUAUAUUU